Molecule: messenger RNA, 438 nt
Organism: Dentiscutata erythropus
Lineage: Eukaryota; Fungi; Glomeromycota; Glomeromycetes; Diversisporales; Gigasporaceae
Source: the annotation of a GenBank genome assembly
UCCACACCAGUUAUGACAGAAAGCACAACGCACGAAUAUUUCGAUCGUAAAUCUUCAGAGUGGAAUAUAACCGGAUUUUUGGAAGAAUGUGAAGUAGAAUCACUUGAGUUAAAAAUAGAUUGCUACCUAAAAAGCCUCGAAUAUAUUGCUAAAUACGAACAAGGGAACAGGUCUCAAAGGGCACAAACCCUUCUUGAUAAAUAUAGGGAACUGCAAGAAAAUGGGAAGAUGGACGCAAAUCAGAUAGAACGAUUGGUGGAUCCGCAAUUUACCUUCACAACUCAACAAUUGAUUAAUAACUCUGGAACCAUCAAUGAUAAUAAAUCGUCCGAAAAGAAUUUCUGUCCAUUAAAGUCACUAUUGGAAGAUUUUGAAAAAUUAGAAACGACCGAUGCUGAGGAUGUAUCAACUGAGGUUCCAAUCAAAAUAUGGGGAUGA